CUACAUUUGUCUAAUAAAAGUACAUCUCUCUCUUACUAAGAAUGAAUGUUCGCGAAAAGCUCUCGUUGUUUGAGCACCGGCAAUCUUCGAACUCCACUUCCUCAUCGCAGGAAUUGGAUCUUUUGGCUCGCAGUACCAAAAAGAUCAAACCUUCAGAUCUUCCACCAGAUUCCACUAUGGGUGAGGCUCCAGUAGGUGAAUCUUCAUCUACGUUGGUGGCUUCCUCGGAUGCUCAGAUGACGGACCCUGUUCCGUCAUCGACAAGCUCUGUUCCUGCCCAAAAAGGGCUCAGUAAUCCUCCUACUUUGUCAUACCGAGAUAAGCUCCUUUUCGAAGAGAAUCCAACAAUAGUCUCCUUUGCUACCACUCCCAGCUACAUGGAUGAAGAUUCUGAUGUGGAUGAAGAUUCUGAUGUGGAUGAAGAUUCUGAUGUGGAUGAAGAUUCUGAUAACCUUGGAUGAAUUCCCUUAUCAUUAAGGCUUUUCAUCCAAAACCCUUGGGAUAUAAUUAUAUAUAUCCCCGUAUUCAAGCUCAA
Messenger RNA from Rubroshorea leprosula, 535 nucleotides. The record is from the annotation of a GenBank genome assembly. NCBI's taxonomy places the organism in Eukaryota, Viridiplantae, Streptophyta, Magnoliopsida, Malvales, Dipterocarpaceae.